Bipolaris maydis ATCC 48331 is the source of this 720-nucleotide messenger RNA. The record is from RefSeq and is a predicted model, not a curated record. NCBI's taxonomy places the organism in Eukaryota, Fungi, Ascomycota, Dothideomycetes, Pleosporales, Pleosporaceae.
CGCAUCCUGGAGGCGUUCGACCUUGAUCAAGAGCUAUUGGACAAGGCGGCGAGUCUCAAGCUCUCAUACGACGAAGCACUCCGACGACUGAUGGCUAAACACGGUAUUAAAACCGAGUUCGAAGCAUGGUCUGUCUUCGUACUGGUGCACAACCACGAAAGCGGCGACUACAAAUUUGCAGAAGAAUUCGGUAGAACUAUUGCGGCCUUGAAGCAUCAAUUCCGUAGUGAGUGUAGCAAUGCCGCUGAGCUGAGUGAUAACAACGACUGGGCACGACUAGGACCUUUUGUUGCUGCCAUGUAUACAGUCACAGCACACGAGAUGGAGAAUGCUCUGGAUGAGUGUACCAAAACCAAAACUGUCGGAGGCCGUACCGUACCUCUCCGCAUCAAGGACCCGGAGCAUAUGCCGCUGAUUUCCUUCCCAUGGCUUUUCCCGAGCGAGCUCGGAAAGAUUGCUACCGGUGGUAGGACUAGUCACCAGCCGAAUAGGACCAGCAGCCAGCCUCGCCAAACCAAGCACGUUCGCCCAGCUAAAUCAGGUGCUGAAAUCGGGGCUGUUGAGACAGCAGCAGGUACCACGCAUUACGGAGAAGUACUGGAUUUGGAGGAUUUAAUCGGCUUGGAUUUCAGCCUGGCAGCACCUCAAGCGAGCGACCCGGUCCCAACACCUGAGAUGUCAAAGAGCCCGAAUAUCGCCAACGAUAAUAUUGGUGCUUAG